AGCAACCUUUGACUUUGAGAGACUGACAGCUGUACUAUUUGUUUGAAGGCCACACUCUUGCAUAAUGGAAAUCAAAAGUCAUCUAUUCCAAUCACUCACGCAGUUAACAUAAAGGAAACUUACGAGGCAAUGGAUAAAAUAUUGUAAGUGAUCAAAUACAACGAUCAUAAAUAGAAAAUAUGCGGUGAUCUGAAGGUAUUUGAUCGAAUCCAAGCUAGAAAUACAGGAAUAUAUUCCUGCAUUUCAUGACUCAUUACACCAUUACAGGUUGUCGGCAUGUUAACUGGUAUGCAAAGCGGCUUUACAAAAUACUGUUGCUUCUUGUGUCUUUGGGACAGUCGAGCAACAAUGCAUCAUUACACCAGAACAUCUUGGCCAGUGAGACAGCAAUUCUCACCUGGAAAACAAAACAUUUCAAAUAAACCACUUAUUGACCCACAAGACGUGUUGCUCCCGCCACUGCACAUUAAACUUGGUCUAGUGAAGAACUUUGUCAAAGCACUCGACCGGGACGGACCUGCUUUCCAGUAUUUGGCGACAAAGUUUCCAAAAAUAUCUUCUGCCAAAAUCAAAGAGAGAAUUUUUGUAGGUCCACAAAUAAGAGAAUUAAUUGAUGACAAGCAGUUUUCGCAACAUUUGUCAGCCACAGAAACCGCGUGGACGUCCUUCAAAAAAGUUGUCCGUGAAUUUCUCGGCAACCGGAAAAGCGAUAACUACAGGCAAAUAGUUGCGGAUCUGCUGGAAAAUUAUCGUCGAAUUGGUGUUCGUAUGUCGCUCAAGCUCCAUUUCUUACAUUCCCACUUGGAGUUUUCCCGGAAAACUUGGGCGAAGUAAGCGAUAAGCAAGACGAGCGAAUGCACCAGGAUAUGCGAAGAAUUGAAUGUAAUUACCAAGGUUUUUGG
This is a messenger RNA of Odontomachus brunneus, 902 nucleotides long. RefSeq lists its product as uncharacterized. NCBI's taxonomy places the organism in Eukaryota, Metazoa, Arthropoda, Insecta, Hymenoptera, Formicidae. The record is from RefSeq and is a predicted model, not a curated record. Bases 277 to 834 code for a protein of 185 amino acids. The transcript has 2 exons.